Molecule: messenger RNA, 3584 nt
Organism: Diatraea saccharalis (sugarcane borer)
Lineage: Eukaryota; Metazoa; Arthropoda; Insecta; Lepidoptera; Crambidae
Source: the annotation of a GenBank genome assembly
AAAUGUAAAAGUAUCAAUACCCCGAGGUAUCGAUACCUUUUCAGCAAUCUCUAACCAAAUUGUCAAAAACCAAACAAACUUCUAAUAACCGUCAAUGUACACCUGCCGCUUUUUUGUUUAUCGAUCAACGAAAAUUCAUGAAAUAAAAUCAUAAUAUAUCGAGUUUUUAUGAAUUAAACAAUGUAAAGUGUAUUGUUUUGAACACAUUCUGAUUAAUAUCCAAAUGCCUGAAGGUGUUUUCAGUGUUUGUCAAGUUAACUAUGAGCUCAAUAGAUAACAACCAAUACGAAGUGAAACCAAAUUCAAAGAGCAAAAGAAAGAUUACUGCUCCUUGUCCUAACGUUUACCUGAAUCCCGGAUUAGAUCUUUUGGCAAACGAGGAUCCUAUGUGCAACACAGCUAUGGAAAUAGUACCUGUGAAAAAACGCAAAAGAUCCAAAAGUUGUGACGUGGCUGCAUUCGAAAAUGACUGUUUAGACACAGAUAUAAGUAAGGCUGCUGUGAAUGAGUUCUUAGUGAGAGAGCUUGAGAAUGUACGUAAAACUGUGCGACAAUGUGAAACAGUUACCACAAAAAAUAAUUCUAUACAUAUGGAGCGUUCAUACAGUCAUAAUAUUGGUAAGGAGAAUAUGGCUCCACAUUCGACUGUACUCAUUAAUUCUAAUUUAAAGAAAUUAUCUACAAGUAAUCCAUCUAUUGCAGAAGACUCUGCUAUUUUCUCAUCUAAUAUAAUAUCAAUGAAUAAUCCAUGUGUUGAAGAAGAAUCUACUAUUCUGCAAUCAAAUACACCAAAAUGCAUGGAAUUAGAUAGAUUUGAACCAAAUGUCAGUGAAAUUGAAAUGGAUUCUGGUAUAUCAGUUCUAGAACAGAAAUCAAUAAAUGCAGUAUCAAACAGUCCCAAUAAUGAUUAUGACUUUGAUUCAUCUGUAAACAAUGUGAAUAUACAUGAGACUGUUACCAACCAAGUUAUAAUCAAUAAUACAAGUAAUAUUAAUCUCAGUUUCAUUGAUCGUCUAGCUUUAGAUUCGCCAAAUUUGUCUAGUCAAUCCUUAUAUCUAGAUGAUGAUUUGAAUGAGAGCAACAUUAUGGAGAUAAAAACCAUCACAAUUAUAACUAAGAAGAAACGAAUUUUUGAUAAGAAAAAGAAUACAAACCCAUUUUUAGACCCGAAUUUGGAUAAUGUUUACUCUGAAAAUGUAGAAAACCCAUUUCUCAAUAUGAAUACGAUAAAACCUGAGGUUGAAUAUAAUGGUAUUACUACAGAAAAUCAAUUUGAAGAACAUAUACCACAAGGAAAUAAUUUGAUGCCUCGUAGAUUAUUUGUUGGUGAUUCAAACAGCACCAUUUCUACAGUUAAUGAAUCUAUGAACCCAGAACACCAUGAAUAUGAAAAUAUUGAUAAUUAUAGAAGUGAAAGCCCUAUUUAUGAAAAUAUAAGUGGAGAGAUUAAUGAAACAUACAACAAGCAAAGUAAAAUCCUUGGGCAUGAUGUAUCAAGAUUUAAUGCUGUUGAUAUUAUGAACCUUAAUAAAUAUACUGAAACAGAUAGUUCAAAUAACUCUAGCAAUAGCAAAAAGGAUUUGAAGCACACAAUAUUAAAAGCCAGUAAUAAAUUAUCAAAAAAAGUUUUUAAAACAUUGAAGAGAACUUUCAAGCAUGAAAAAGGUGAUAACAACGUCACCUUGAAUCCUUAUGAGGUUCCACGGAAACCUCCCAAACAGAAAUCAGUUGCUAAAGAUUCUGGUAUUGAAAAUCCAGCUCUUAAUUUGGACAAUUCAGAUGAUAUUGAAAUCGAGGAAUUAGAUGAUGAAGAACAUCAAUAUGAAACAGUGAAAACAAUUCGAAACACACAACUCAACAUGAAUGUGACACCAUUGAAGGAAAGGGAUGCCGACAACGACUUAUCACAAAGUAAACCAUAUACACCAGGGAAGAAAGUUCGUUUUGAUUCAACGCUAAAUCAAGAGAAAGUCAUAACAGGCAACAGUUUUGAUUAUGAUAUACAAAGUCCUGGAUUCGAUUCUAAACUUGAUAAAUACCAAGAUGAAUUGGAGAAUUGUAUCAAUGAAAGAAAGUUUAUAAAGCAAAAUAUGUGACAACACUUAUCCAAAAUUGCAGAUUAACAAAAAUAUUUAUAUUGAUAGGAUUCAGUGUAAUCAGAUUUUCUUUAAUUUUGAUUAAAGAAAAUUAAGUGAGGCUUUCAAUUAUUUUUUUCUUUAUUCUUUAAUUUUUAUAUGAAAUAGACUAGAAUAAGUAUUAUUAGUCAUUACAUUAAUUCCAAAGUUUAAAUCAAAGAUAAUAUCAUUUGUGUUUGUUUAGUGUUAAGUUUUAUAAUAAUUAGUUUUUUAUAAUGCCGAAGAAUAUUGCCUAGAUAAGCUAUCCUUGUAAGUCUUAAUUACCCAAGUAAUUUGCAGUAUUUGUAUAUUCUGACGAAAUAGCAUAUAAAUUAGGAUGCUGGAUUAUCAUGUAACAGACAUCCAAUCCAUAAUGAAUUUAGAUACUAUGGUAUAAUCUAAUUUAAUUAUUUAUAUUUUUACAAAUUAUUAUUGGAUAUACUUUUUUUUUAAUAAAUAUGUUUCAUGAUGAAAAUAUGUUUUAAAUACGUUUUUUUUUAUUUAUUGAUGAAAUCACUUAGUGCAGCAAAAACCAGAUAGGUAUGUCCGUGCACUAUUUUACUUACAUAUUUAUAUUGGCAAGUUUAAUACUUGCCAAUAUAAAUAAAUAUGUAUCACAGUUUGAAUAUAGAUUAGUUAGAACUAUGCGUAUAAAAAUUUGUGUCUGCACAAUUAGAAAGUUCAAUAAAAAUACUUAAAUAUUCUCCGUUAUUAACCUAUCUAAGUAAAAAAUAAUAAAACAAUUGGGUAAAUCUGUAAAUCAGCUUACACCACGCAUACAUAAACAACCUCAUCUGUUGUUUGAUUUGUACAGAAUGUUUUAUAUACCAUUGUUUAUAGAACACCUGUAUAAAUCACACAACUGAUUAUAUAUCAAAUCAAAAUAAGGGUUAUAUUUAAGGGUCUAAUUUGGAUAUACAAUAUUUUUUAAAUAUAUUUUUUGGUUAAUUUUAUUUAUAUUUUGUAUUAGAUUAGAAUGAAGUUUAUUGAUAAGUUUGGAAUUAUAUAUUUAAUUGUUCUUUUCCCAUGCACAUUAUUAUAAAAAGACAUAUAUUUUUUUUUACUGACACUUCUAAUGCCUUUACUAUAAUUUAUAGGUUUUUUUUUAAACAGUAUUAAAGUAAUUUUUGAUCAAUAUAUUUCAACUAAUUUUGUCGUAGACGGGAAUAAUUUUGCAGUAAAGAAAAAUCAUCUGGUAGUUAUUUUUAAACUGAUUUCUAAUGAGGAAGUAUUUAAAAAAAAAUAGUCAUACUUGAUUUCUCCAUGACAACCUUUCAUGGUUUUCUUUUAAGUUUAAAAGUAAAUUAGUUUUCAAAACUCAAUAUACAAAUCAUAUUUGUAUUGAUAUCUAAGUUGCGGUCUUUUCAAAUUUCAGUUUUUUAAUAUGUUAGUUAAAAGGAACGGAAAUGACUGUCUUUGAUCCAUUCGUUUCCUGCAAAAAUCAACUUUUGCUAGAGUUGCCAUGUAGUG